AUGGCCUCUAACGCCGGCGGCAGCUCCCCACCUUCCGCAUCGUCGCCCGAUGGUCGUCCGUCAAGCCCGCUCCCGGUCACCAACUCCUCCCCAUCUCAGCCCACCCGCCGCUCCGGUGGGCGGCGCCGCCGCGGCUCCGCCAGCCCUUAUGCUUCGUCCCCUUCCCUCGGGGGGUUCGAGACGCCGCCACACCCCGGACGCCGCACGCCGUCCGGCGCCGGGGCUGGCGCCGCCCGGCAGCAGCGUCAGAACUGGACUGGCCGGUUCCCGCCGACGCCCUCCACCCCAAUGUCCACCGAUGACAUCCCGCCGUCAUCCGAAGCCGGGGACGACGAGACCGACGGCGGCGGCGGCGGCGUCGACGCCACCCCGGUCUUCGUCUGGGGCACCAACAUCAGCGUGCAGGACGUCAACGCCGCCAUCCUCCGGUUCCUGCGCCACUUCCGGGACCCGCGCGACGCCGGCCGCGUCGACCUGGUCAUGGACGAGGGCAAGUACAUGCGCGCCAUCCACCGCAUCCUCGAGCUCGAGGGCGGGGAGUCGCUCGACGUCGAUGCGCACGACGUGUUUGACCACGACCCAGACCUCUACAGCAAGAUGGUCCGCUACCCGCUCGAGGUGCUCGCCAUCUUCGACAUCGUGCUCAUGGACCUCGUCGCGCGCAUCGAGCCGCUCUUCGAGAAGCACAUCCAGACCAGGAUCUACAACCUCAAGUCGUCCAUUUGCUUGAGGAAUCUCAACCCAUCUGAUAUUGAGAAGAUGGUAUCCAUCAAGGGUAUGAUAAUUAGAUGCAGCUCGGUCAUACCGGAGCUCAAGGAGGCUGUGUUCCGCUGUCUUGUUUGUGGUUUCUACUCAGAGCCCGUCAUGGUUGAUAGAGGGAGAGUAACUGAGCCACACAUUUGUCAGAAAGAACAAUGUAAAGCCACAAAUUCUAUGACCCUAGUGCACAACCGAUGCAGAUUUUCAGACAAGCAGAUCAUAAAGUUGCAGGAAACACCAGAUGAGAUACCAGAAGGUGGCACUCCACAUACAGUUAGUGUCUUGAUGCAUGAUAAGCUCGUUGAUGCUGGAAAGCCUGGAGACAGGGUUGAGAUAACUGGAAUAUACAGGGCUAUGAGUAUUAGAGUUGGACCAACUCAAAGGACAGUGAAAUCUAUAUUCAAGACAUAUAUUGAUUGCCUUCACAUAAAGAAGACAGACAAGUCCAGGCUUCAUGUGGAGGACACCAUGGAUAUUGAUAAUUCUAAUGCUAGCAAAUCUACUGAAGAGGAUUUUCUUAGUGAUAAGGUUGAGAAACUAAAAGAGCUUUCAAAGUUGCCUGAUAUCUAUGACAGAUUGACUAGAUCAUUAGCUCCAAACAUAUGGGAGUUGGAUGAUGUUAAAAGAGGUCUCCUUUGCCAGCUUUUCGGCGGCAAUCCCUUGAAGCUUCCUUCUGGAGCUAGCUUCCGGGGUGACAUCAAUAUUUUACUUGUGGGUGAUCCUGGAACAAGUAAAUCCCAGCUUCUCCAGUACAUGCAUAAACUGUCUCCUCGUGGUAUCUAUACAAGUGGUAGAGGAAGUUCUGCUGUUGGUCUUACUGCUUAUGUUACCAAAGAUCCUGAGACUGGCGAAACUGUUCUGGAAAGUGGAGCACUUGUUUUAAGUGACAAAGGUGUUUGUUGCAUAGAUGAGUUUGAUAAGAUGUCUGAUAAUGCCCGAAGCAUGUUACACGAGGUGAUGGAACAGCAGACAGUAUCCAUUGCGAAGGCUGGAAUAAUUGCAUCUUUAAAUGCUAGGACAUCUGUCCUGGCAUGUGCCAAUCCUACCGAAUCACGUUACAACCCAAGGCUUUCUGUAAUUGACAACAUCCACUUAGCCCCAACGCUACUUUCAAGAUUCGACCUGAUUUAUCUUAUCUUGGACAAGGCGGAUGAGCAAACUGAUAGGCGCCUGGCAAAGCAUAUUGUUUCGUUGCAUUUUGAGAAUCCAAAUUUAGAGGAGCUCGAGGUCUUGGAUUUGCAGACAUUAGUUUCCUACAUAAGCUAUGCAAGGAAGUAUAUUCAGCCACAGUUAUCUGAUGAAGCUGCAGAAGAGCUAACUCGUGGCUAUGUUGAGAUGAGGAAAAGAGGGAAUAGCCCUGGGAGCAGAAAGAAGGUCAUAACAGCAACUGCUAGACAAAUAGAGAGCUUGAUUCGUCUCAGUGAAGCAUUAGCCCGAAUGCGUUUCUCUGAAGUGGUUGAAGUGCGAGACGUUGUGGAGGCCUUCAGGCUUCUUGAAGUUGCCAUGCAGCAGUCUGCAACGGAUCAUGCAACUGGGACGAUUGAUAUGGAUCUAAUCAUGACGGGGAUAUCUGCAAGCGAAAGGCAGAGGCGGGAGAACCUUGUUGCUGCUACCCGUAACCUUAUCGUGGAGAAAAUGCAGCUUGGAGGCCCCUCAAUGCGUAUGAUUGAGUUGCUGGAAGAACUGAGGAAGCAGAGCUCAAUGGAAAUUCAUCUGCACGAACUCCGCGGUGCUCUUGGCACUCUGAUGACUGAAGGUGCUGUGGUUAUCCAUGGAGACAACGUGAAGAGAGUUUGA
This is a messenger RNA of Miscanthus lutarioriparius, 2556 nucleotides long. Lineage: Eukaryota; Viridiplantae; Streptophyta; Magnoliopsida; Poales; Poaceae. The record is from the annotation of a GenBank genome assembly.